Molecule: messenger RNA, 3815 nt
Organism: Equus quagga
Lineage: Eukaryota; Metazoa; Chordata; Mammalia; Perissodactyla; Equidae
Gene: ZMIZ2
Product: zinc finger MIZ-type containing 2
Exons: 19
Coding region: 200-2968 (922 amino acids)
Biological process (GO): regulation of transcription by RNA polymerase II; protein sumoylation
Molecular function (GO): zinc ion binding; SUMO ligase activity
Source: RefSeq, a predicted model, not a curated record
GAACAUGUGACUCGAUGUAUAAGACAGUGAUGGAUACGGAUAGGGUGGGCACAGACUCACCCACCAAAUCCUGGCAUGCUAGACCAGAGGGCCUUCCUUGAAGAAGCUUGAGAGCCAGAGCACCUGAGUCCCACGUAAGCACCAGUGAGGGCCGCUUCCUGCCACCUGCAGACCUGGCCUUUAGGCUGUUCAGAAGCCAAUGAACCCCACAAACCCCAUGAAACCUGCCUUGCCCCCCGUGCCACAUGGUGAUGGUCCAUUUGCUUAUGAGGCGGUGCCUUGGCAACAAAGUGCCACUCAACCAGCAGGAUCGCUGUCUGUGGUCACAACCGUGUGGGGCGUUGGCAACGCGGCCCAGAGCCAGGUUUUGGGGAACCCCAUGGGCCCUGCAGGGAGCCCUCCCAGCAGCUCCAUGAUGCCUGGCAUGGCAGGUGGCAGCUCUGCUCUGAACUCCCCGCAGUGCCUCGGACAGCAGGCAUUUGGUGAGGCUGGCGCCAGCAAGGGCUACAUACAGCCAGGGGUGUAUGGCCGUGGGGCUUACCCCGGGGCCCCAAGCUUCACUACCGGGUAUGCAGGUGGCCCGGGGGCACCUGGGGGCCUGGGCCUCCCCUCACAUGCCACGCGACCCUCCACCGACUUCACCCAAGCAGCAGCUGCUGCUGCUGUGGCUGCUGCUGCUGCCACUGCCACAGCCACGGCCACGGCCACCGUGGCCGCCCUCCAGGAGAAGCAGAGCCAGGAGCUGAGCCAGUACGGAGCGAUGGGGGCCGGACAGUCUUUUAACAGCCAGUUCCUACAGCACGGAGGUCCCCGGGGUCCCAGCGUCCCCAGCAGCAUGAACCCUGCCAGCGUGGGAGGGCUGAUGGGCCCCUCCGGCAUGAGCCCCAUGGGCAUGAACCCCCCGCGGGCAGCAGGCAUAGCGCCCCUGUACGCAGGGCAGCGCCUGCCCCAGCAUGGGUACCCUGGGCCUCCCCAGGCCCAGCCACUGCCCCGCCAGGGGGUCAAGAGAGCCUACUCCAGUGAGAUAUAUCCAGGGCAGCAGUACCUGCCAGGCAGCCAGUACACACCCAGCGCCACCCAGUAUGCACCUGGCCCCGGGCAGCCCCCUGCCCCUUCCUCCUUCCCCGGGCACCGGCUGCCCCUGCAGCAGGGUGUGGGCCAGCCCCUGUCCACCUCUGGCCCUUCGGGACUGCACUACAAGCCCACAGAGCAGUUCAACGGGCAGGGCGCCAGCUUCAACGGGGGGAGCGUCAGCUACAGCCAGCCUGGCCUGAGUGGGCCAACCCGUUCCAUCCCUGGCUACCCCAGCUCCCCACUGCCGGGGAGCCCCACGCCUCCCAUGACCCCCAGCAGCAGCGUCCCCUACAUGUCCACCAGCCAGGAUGUCAAGUCUCCUUUCCUGCCUGACCUCAAGCCUAGCGUGAGCUCCUUGCACUCGUCGCCCCCCGGCAGUGGCCCCUGUGACGAGCUGCGGCUGACCUUCCCCGUGCGGGAUGGGGUGGUCCUGGAGCCCUUCCGCCUGCAGCACAACCUGGCUGUGAGCAACCACGCCUUCCAGCUCCGUGACUCUGUCUACAAGACCCUGAUGCUAAGGCCUGACCUGGAGCUGCAGUUCAAGUGCUACCACCACGAGGACCGGCAGAUGAACACCAACUGGCCAGCCUCGGUGCAGGUCAGCGUCAACGCCACCCCACUCACCAUCGAGCGCGGCGACAACAAGACCUCCCACAAGCCCCUGUACCUGAAGCACGUGUGCCAGCCAGGCCGCAACACCAUCCAGAUCACUGUCACGGCCUGCUGCUGCUCCCACCUCUUCGUGCUGCAGCUGGUGCACCGGCCCUCCGUCCGCUCAGUGCUGCAGGGUCUCCUCAAGAAGCGCCUCCUGCCCGCCGAGCAUUGCAUCACCAAGAUAAAGCGGAACUUCAGCAGUGGCACCAUCCCCGGCACCCCUGGGCCCAACGGAGAGGACGGGGUGGAGCAGACGGCCAUCAAGGUGUCUCUCAAGUGCCCCAUCACCUUCCGCAGGAUCCAGCUCCCUGCCAGAGGUCACGACUGUCGCCACAUACAGUGCUUCGACCUAGAGUCGUACCUACAGCUCAACUGUGAGCGGGGGACCUGGAGGUGCCCCGUGUGCAACAAGACGGCAUUGCUGGAGGGCCUCGAGGUGGACCAGUACAUGCUGGGCAUCCUCAUUUACAUUCAGAACUCCGACUAUGAGGAGAUCACCAUCGACCCCACGUGCAGCUGGAAGCCGGUGCCAGUGAAGCCCGACCUGCACGUCAAAGAGGAGCCGGACGGGCCGGUGCUGAAGCGCUGCCGCACCGUGAGCCCCGCCCAUGUGCUCAUGCCCAGCGUGAUGGAGAUGAUAGCUGCCCUGGGUCCUGGUGCCGCCCCCUUCGCCCCCCUGCAGCCCCCCUCGGCCCCUGCCCCCGGCGACUACCCCAGCCAGGGUUCCGGCUUCCUGGGACCCGGGACCUUCCCCGACUCCUUCCCACCCACCACACCCAGCACCCCAACCCUUCCUGAGUUCACCCCAGGGCCGCCUCCCAUCUCCUACCAGUCCGACAUUCCCAGCAGCCUCCUGACACCAGAGAAGUCUGUCCCCUGUCUGCCAGGCCAGAUGGCACCAGCAGGUCACCUGGACCCAGCCCACAACCCCGGGCCACCGGGGCUGCAUGCCCCCAACCUUGGAGGUCCCCCAGGGCCCCAGCUGCACCAUCCAAACCCUCCCCCAGCAUCCCGACAGCCCCUGGGCCCAGUGAGCUCGGGUCCCGUCGGUGAGCUGGCCUUCACCACUGCCACAGGCGUGAUGGGGCCCCCCAUGUCUGGUGCAGGGGAGGCCCCGGAACCGGCCCUGGACCUACUCCCAGAACUGACCAACCCUGAUGAGCUGCUGUCCUACCUGGGCCCACCCGACCUCCCCACAAACAGCAAUGAUGAUCUGCUCUCUCUGUUUGAGAACAACUGAUCCCGUUGACCCUGCCCGCUGGUGGGGACAUGCCCACAGAUGUCACACGCCCUGUCCCUCCAGCCCAGCUCCACCUGCCACCAGUGGCCCUCCCCUGUUCCUCCCCGCCCAGUCAUCUGGAGCCGGGGCCUGCCCAGCUCCCUGGCUCCUGAAGCUGGAGGCAGUCCUGUGCUCAGUCGGGGUGGGAGGGUGGACCGGGCAGUGGCCCUGCUCCGCCCCACUGGCUGCUGCCAAGGAUUUUUGAUGAGAUGCCCAGCCCCGCCCCACCCCAUUGGAGCCCAGCUUCACUCCGGCCCCAAACAGCCCAGUCCACGCACACCUGGAGGCUCGCCCCUGGUCCUCCCCUCCCUGCCUGCUCCCACCCCCUGUGUUUUGUCUCUCAUGGACACUUCUGUUUCCACAAUCCCUCGGGCUGUGGGCCAGUGAGGAGCUGGGCUGCUCUGUCCUGGGGACUGAGCCGUCAGGCCUGCCAUGUGGGGUCUCCUCCCACCUGGGGCACCGGCUGCGGCUGUGGGGUGGGGGCUCCAAAGCACAACGAUGUACAUAGUGUAGAAACACUAAGGCUGUGGGCGCCAGUCCCCCAUGCAGCCAGGGCCCCCACCCUGUGAGGACAGCUCGGGGAUGGCUGUGGGGCCAGCAGCCUCAGCCCACCUGGGGCUCAGACCCAGCUCUGUGUGCAGAUUCUCUGGCGGGCCGCUCCCCCAAGGCCGUUGUCCGUGAAAGUGAAGAAUUACUCCUACCGUGUUUUUUAAACCAUGUCUCCCAUGUCUACCCCGGGUCACUGCACCCGUCGGCCCCAGCGAGUCAUGUCCCCUGUCUGCCCAUCUAUUAAAGGACUUCCCUGAGA